AUGGCUCCUGCAAGGAACACUGUGCUGGCACUGCUAGGCCUUGCCAUAAGCAUUCGCGCAGCACCUGCUGGCUUACAACAUCGCCAGAUUGGCGUUCUUCCACCCAAACAGAGUGUCUCUUGGGACACUGGCAACUCAGAGCCCACCGAAGAGCCACAAGAGCCCGUUGUCCCAUCCAAGUCAACUGAUGAGAUUAGCCUUGGAACACCAUCGGGCUGGAUCAGCUGGGAAACCACCGGCCCAGCUCCCACAAAUGCUCCAGAAGAACCUGAGUACCCGCCUCCAGCCAAGCCUACGGAUCAAUUCAGUAUUGGUACACCGUCCGGCUGGAUCAGCUGGGAGACGAGCGGGCCUGCACCCACACCUGCUCCCCAAGAACCCGACUACCCUCCUCCUUCUAAGCCGACGGAUCAGUUUAGCAUCGGUAAACCAUCCUUCUGGGUGAGCUGGGCCACUGAUGGGCCCGAGCCAACUCCUGAACCGGAAGAGCCUGAGGAGCCUGGAUACCCUCCACCUAAGCCUAGCGAUCAGUUCAGCAUCGGGAAACCAUCUUACAGUAUCACCUGGGACGGAGAUGGUCCAGGUGCGUCCUCAACGCCUAAGCCAGAACCGACACCUACACCGGAACCAACGCCGCCGCCAAAGCCAACUUCGAAGUACUCCUCCAUCGUAACUCUUCCCCCUAUCUGGUCGAACUCCAGUAUGACUAGCUCCGCUUCUGUCACGAGUUACAAACCUCCAGUGUCUUCUUCUACUAAGUCUGCCUCAUCGAGUAAGAUUUCAUCUACCAAGAAACCCGGCUACCCUCCAUGGAACCCAUGGCCACCGAAGCCAACGACGAUGAAGUCCACCGCAAAGUCCACUAUGACGUCUACUAAGAAGCCAACUUCGACGCCGAAGCCGUCGACGACUGCUAAGCCAACACCUUCCCCAGCUCCAGUCCCCUCAACAACCAAGAGCGCUAUCAUCAGCCUCUCUCCGCCUAAGUUCAGCGUGAGCUGGGAUUUGAAUAAGAGAAACGCAAAACCAACUUCUACGACUACCAAGAAGUCUAAGACGAGUAAGACUAUGAUGACAAAGACUACCACGAAGAAGAGCACUUCAAAGAGCACGUCAAAGUCUACCUCCAAGUCAUCAUCAAAGUCAUCUUCAGUAGCUACAACAACGCCUAAGCCUACAUAUACACCCAAGCCUACGCCUACACCAACACCAUCUCCUACUCCAACACCCACUCCAACACCGACGCCCAGUCCUCCUCCCCCUUCCACAACCCCAAGUCCUCCCUCUACUUCCACCUCCACACGUUCAGCAGACAUCACCGUAGGUCCACCCAACUACAGCGUAACCUGGGACUACGACGAGCCCGAACCAACAGCUCCUCCCUCAGAAGAAGAGCCCUACCCCUCCGACCCAGAAGAACCCUUCCCGGAGGAGCCAUUUCCCGAGGAGCCUUUCCCAGAAGACCCAGAGUACCCAGAAGACGAUUUCCCGCCCCCCUCCCAACCAACCCAAGCAAACAGCAUCGGCCUGAACCCACCCACCGUAACCGUAAUCUGGGGCAAAAAGCGCCAAGAAGACGAUGAUGCCUUACCCACAUCUUCACCUAACCUCCCCGCAGACAGCGAAGACCCCGAUGGCCCCAUAGAAAUCCCCGCUAACCCCGCGCCCACGCAACCCAACAGCGUCGGCCUCAACCCCCCAACCUACACCGUCAUCUGGGGCAAAGAGAAGAAGCGCGCGCCUGAACCUACUGCCGCCCCUGCCCCCGCUGUAGCUGUAGCAGAACGAGAAGCAGUGCCAGCGCCGCAGAACAGUAUUGGGCUGGAGUUCCCUUGGCAGAGUAUCUCGUGGCCGAAGCCUGAGCCGCCGACGUAUAUCUCGUGGGGGAAAAGGGGGCCGGUUGCGCAGCCUACGGCUGUGCCGGGGAGGAUGGAGACGGUUUAUGUUAGGGGGGCUGAGUAUACGGUUUGGAAAGAGAAGUAUGUUACGGAGUUGGGGAGAUGA
Messenger RNA from Alternaria hordeiaustralica, 2004 nucleotides. RefSeq lists its product as uncharacterized. The record is from RefSeq and is a predicted model, not a curated record. Lineage: Eukaryota; Fungi; Ascomycota; Dothideomycetes; Pleosporales; Pleosporaceae. The coding region runs from base 1 to 2004 and encodes 667 amino acids. The transcript has 2 exons.